Molecule: messenger RNA, 1172 nt
Organism: Salmo salar (Atlantic salmon)
Lineage: Eukaryota; Metazoa; Chordata; Actinopteri; Salmoniformes; Salmonidae
Product: trypsinogen-like protein 3
Biological process (GO): proteolysis
Cellular component (GO): secretory granule
Molecular function (GO): serine-type endopeptidase activity
Source: RefSeq, a predicted model, not a curated record
GAGAUCAAGACAUGAUGAAGCUGCUACUGCUGGCCUUUGCUUUGGGGUGUGCAGGAGGAUGGAGCGUUGUUGCAGGAAGUUUCCCAACCCCACUCCAGACCCUGACAGGUCUACCUGUGGAACACUAAGAGGGGCUGGUAUGGGGAGGGAAGGUGUAGUGGUGUCCUCAUCAACGAGUGGUGGGUGCUUACCACCUGGAACUGCUUUGUCGAACCUGGCCACACUAUGGUUUCUCUGGGGGAGCAUGACGUGACAGUGGAGGAAGGGACAGAGCAGCACAUCCGGGUGGCCAGAUAUGUGCAGCACGGGCCAUAAGCACGAGGUCCCUCUCACAGCCUGGCAAUGGUGAAGCUGGCAGAGCCUGCCUGGUUCACUCAGCAUGUCAUGCCCGUAGCCCUACCCACAUGCUGCACUCAGCUCCACGAGAAGUGUCUGGUCAGCGGCUGGGGCUCCACCGUACCGGGACAGGACGAGCCCAAACUAAUCCUGAAGUGUGAAACACAGCGGGUCAUUGAGGUCAAGAUGUGCCAGAUAGCCUUUCCUCUUUAUUGGAUUGAACACGCUUUCUGUGCUAAAACCAUCAUCUCAACCGACAACUGCCUGUCUGACCAGGGCAGUACUGUGGUGUGUGGGGGUGAGCUAAAGGGGUUGUUCUGGUCCGGUUCUUCUGACGUUGGUUUGUACACCCGCCUGUGCUUGUACCUUGACUGGAUGAGUGACAUCAUGAACACCCCUGAUCCUACACCUGAACCUGUGUGGACCACCGCAGCAGCAGCUACAACAUGGUGAUUGAAAAGAAAAACAAAGUGAUAUGUACUGAAAUGUUCUGUUCACCUGCCCCAUUGAUUCUAUCAUAUCCGGUAUGCAUUUUUUUCAUUCACCAGCAGAGGGCGACAUAGACCAGUAAUACUGGCCUAUCACAAACCUCUGAGAAAUUUCUUGGCUAUAACAUGUCACACAUAUACAUAUUUUACCAAGCAAUUGGAAUUGGACACCCCAAAGUGUCUUUCCUGAAGAUAAAUCCUCCUACCAUGCAGUCGUUUGUCCUGGGAUAUGUAGUUCUUUUAAUCACCAGCAGAUGGCAAUGUAGACUAAUAAUAGUCCGUUUGAGCACGAAAGAGCUGCACAAUCAAUGUAAAGAGACACAGAUUGAAAAAAGGAGAUAUAGGAUA